AUGCGAAGAGCAGGCAAUGGAUUGAAACUGGACUUGACAGAACACACACCAGGUAGCUCAUCAUCACGGUUACCUAAUUUGGUGGAACAUGCGGAGAGUAGCACCUGUCAGGGAAUUACCGGUAUAGCCGGUGAAAAUUUGAACAGUAAACUGCCAAACGUCGUUGAAGGCUCCAUGGACUAUGGUAACGAGCGGCGGUCUUCCCGUUACCUGGAUUAUGAUCCCAAGUGCUUCCAAGAGAGUCAAACAGCUGGAGGUUACAUUGACAGUGGUGGUGGAGCCGCGACUACCAAUGAUGUCAGCUACGGUGAUAGAAGUUAUUUAGCUCGGAGUUACGACAGAAAUUUAUCGGACGCAGGUUAUGAUAGGGAUAAUGUAGAUCGAUACAAUAGUAGACUUUAUCCAGAUGAAAGUGUAAGAUAUGACAGAACAGCAGAUCGGUCUUAUCAGGAGUCUGAUCUGGACGCUCCUUACGAAAAAAAGGAUAACCAAAAGCUUAGAAUUUACAAUCAGGAUUCUCACGAUAUUGGAAGAAGGUAUUCUCGAGAUCUGGGGAAUUACGAAUACUCGACUCGAUAUGCUGAAGAAACCCUUAAGCUCGAGCCGAAAAAAGACCAUUGUCAUCUUACUGAUAAAAUAUAUGAGCCGGUGAAUAAAGUUUACGGCAGCAUAGGAAAAAGUGGAUACGAAUCGGGGGUAAAAACUCGGGAAUCAUCUUAUGAGCUCGGUACUUGCAGUAAUUCGGAAAUAGUUGGCAGACUCAAAUACGAGAGUAAAUAUGAUUCUAGUGCUAAAGUUUAUGGUACUCUACCUAGAUAUGAAUCAUCCGGGAAAAGUUAUGAUGGCUACGAUACAGCCGGAAGGUCUUAUGAAUCAAAGUAUGAUGAUGGAACUUAUGAUUCCGGAACCAAGGGGUUUCAAUCUUCAACGUCUAAGUAUGAACUUAGCACUUGCAAAAGCUAUAUUCACGAGAGAUCAAAGUACGAGCCUGUUGCUCGGUAUCAAGAUACAUCCGUUAAAUCCUAUGAUCAGACUUUGAAAAUAAGUGAAUUGGGCACCAGUUCGAAUGUGUAUCAAAGGAAACAGAAUUCCGAAUCUACCGCUGCUGUAACGUCAACCUCGGAGAAAAUCAAUGGAUAUAAGAAAAAUAACUUUGAGGCAUAUGGAGUCUACUCUGAUCCAGAGGAUGAUCACGGGUUUAUUUCUGAAAAGAAAACAACUCCCUAUACGUACAAAGGAGUUGUGGUAAAUGCUACCGGAGAAUCCAGCGUGGUGGAUCAAAAAAAGGCUAAAGAUCCCCAACAAACAACAGUUACCUCGAGUCCUUGGUGUAGACCCACCAUUUUACUGCUUCUUCUUGUACUUCUUAUUGUAAUUUUCGUUCUCAUUGCUGGGAUAUUGUUAAAGAGUCAAGAAGUUACCUCGAUGUCGGUAGCACGUGUUGGUGAUACGUUAGUGGGGCGUAACUGUCUCCCCUGCAGUUUUAUGUGUCGAAUUUGA
This is a messenger RNA of Cotesia congregata, 1500 nucleotides long. The record is from the annotation of a GenBank genome assembly. Lineage: Eukaryota; Metazoa; Arthropoda; Insecta; Hymenoptera; Braconidae.